AUGAAGAGAGCGAAGAAUGACAAGAUAGAGGCCCCAACCAACGACACGGCGGCUGGCAUGGUGGCGGCGUUACUGGACUGUGCAGGAGCCUGGCUUGGAGCGUCAGCAGCCAUUGCCGCAUUUAUGGAGGCGGCGGCGACGACGAGGGCUGCACAUGCGACCUUCUUCAUUUCCAUGGCGAACGAAGGUGGUGAUCGGCAACUAAACUCAAGAAAGGAGAGAACGAAGCUCCUCAUCUUAGAUGAACACGACAUCAUCUCAGGCGAAGAAGAACACAAAAUCGACUGUGUCCACAGGGCUCGCUCGAUGUAA
Molecule: messenger RNA, 312 nt
Organism: Ilex paraguariensis (yerba mate)
Lineage: Eukaryota; Viridiplantae; Streptophyta; Magnoliopsida; Aquifoliales; Aquifoliaceae
Source: the annotation of a GenBank genome assembly